Molecule: messenger RNA, 939 nt
Organism: Angiostrongylus costaricensis
Lineage: Eukaryota; Metazoa; Nematoda; Chromadorea; Rhabditida; Metastrongylidae
Source: the annotation of a GenBank genome assembly
AUGAGAGUACUACUUCUACUUGUCGUCUCUGUAGCUGUCGUAUCAUGCCUUCGAUUUGCUCACCGCAGCCAGGCCCGUCUUCAUAGCCGUCCGAAGGCGACGACACUGAAAGCAGUGCCGGUGGUGCUGUGGCACGGAAUGGGUGACAGUUGCUGUAACCCGUUAUCCAUGGGAAGCAUCAAAGCUCUUAUCGAAAUGAAUGUCGAAGGGGUAUACGUGAAAAGCCUGAUGUUCGGUGGAAAUGUAGCAUCGGAUAUCGAGCUCGGUUUUAUGGCAAACGUAAACGAAUUGGUGAAAAAUGCAUGUGAACAGAUCCGCAACGAUACUCGGCUUCAAUUUGGUUAUAAUGCUGUUGGCUUCUCUCAGGGAGGACAAUUUCUGAGAGCUGUCGCAGAAAGAUGUCCUAAUCCACCAAUGAAAAAUCUUGUAUCAGUAGGUGGCCAGCAUCAAGGAAUCUUUGGCAUACCGUACUGUUUGGGCGACACUUGGCUGUGCAACACAAUUAGAAAACUCCUCGACAUUGGCGCCUAUAAGGAGUUCGUUCAAAAAAGAGUUGUACAAGCUCAAUAUUGGCAUGAUCCUCUGCACGAAGAGGAAUACAAAAAGGGGAGCAUAUUUCUUGCUGACAUCAAUAACGAACGGGCGAUCAAUCCGGACUACAGGAAGAAUUUGCUGAAACUCAAGAAUAUGUUGCUCAUUAUGUUCGAGCAGGACGAGAUGGUUGUGCCAAAGGAGUCAUCGUGGUUUGGUUUUUAUAAAGAGGGUCACUUGGACGUCAUUCUAUCGAUGAACCAGACGAAGCUCUAUGAAGAGGAUCGCAUAGGCCUAAAAAAGUUGAAUGAAACCGGGCGGCUACAUUUUCUUGGAGUGAAGGGCAAUCAUCUUAAAAUUGGACGCGAAGUGUUUGUAAAAGAAGUUAUUGACAAGUUCUUAAAAUAA